Lolium rigidum is the source of this 894-nucleotide messenger RNA. Its product is annotated as polyubiquitin-like. Bases 1 to 894 code for a protein of 297 amino acids. Gene Ontology annotation, cellular component: nucleus; cytoplasm. The record is from RefSeq and is a predicted model, not a curated record. The transcript is spliced from 3 exons. Gene Ontology annotation, molecular function: protein tag activity; ubiquitin protein ligase binding. NCBI's taxonomy places the organism in Eukaryota, Viridiplantae, Streptophyta, Magnoliopsida, Poales, Poaceae. Gene Ontology annotation, biological process: protein ubiquitination; modification-dependent protein catabolic process.
AUGCCCAUCUACGUGCGGGAUCUAGAUGGGAAGACCAUCACUCUUGAUGUAGAGGGAUCAGACACCAUCGCCAAUGUCAAGAUGAUGAUCUAUCGGGUGGACGGCACUCGCCCGAUACAGCAACGCCUCAUCUUUUGCGGCAAGAAGCUGGAGGACGACCGCACCCUGGAAGACUAUAACAUUCAGAGGGAAUCUACCCUCCAUUUGAUGCUCUAUCUCAGGUAUGGGAUGCAUCUGUAUGUGAAGAGCCCCACCGGCAGGACAAUCUGCCUCAGGGUCCAGCCAUCAGAUACCUUGUAUACUGUCAAGGCAAAGAUUCAGGAACAACACCGCCGUUUCUUUGAUGGAGUGCAACUAGAGGACAACCUUACAUUGGCUGAUUAUGGCAUCCAGCACCAGACUACGAUUGACCUCCAAGAAAACAUGCAAAUCUAUAUAAUGGAGACGGGAGCAGGCAAGAUGAUCACCCUCGAGGUUGACAGCUUGGAUACUAUUGACGAGGUGAAGACCAAGAUUCAAGAUAAGGAGGGCUUUCCCAAGGGUCAGCAGUGCCUCAUCUUUGCCAACAAGCAGCUGGAGGACGAUGACACCUUGGCAGACCUCAACAUUAUUAAGGAGUCCACUCUUCUCCUUGUCCUCCACCCUGUCAACCCAGGAGGUAAGAUGCCCAUCUACGUGCAGUGUUUAGAUGGAAAGACCAUCACUCUUGAUGUAGAGGGAUCAGACACCAUCGCCAAUGUCAAGAUGAUGAUCUAUCGGGUGGACGGCACUCGCCCCAUACAGCAACGCCUCAUCUUUUGUGCCAAGCAGCUGGAGGACGGUCGCACCCUGGCAGACUAUAACAUUCAGAGGGAAUCUACCCUCCAUUUGAUGCUCUGUCUUUGUGGUUGUUGA